Messenger RNA from Eptesicus fuscus (big brown bat), 4288 nucleotides. RefSeq names its product ATP/GTP binding carboxypeptidase 1 (gene AGTPBP1). The record is from RefSeq and is a predicted model, not a curated record. The transcript is spliced from 27 exons. Gene Ontology annotation, molecular function: zinc ion binding; metallocarboxypeptidase activity. Gene Ontology annotation, biological process: C-terminal protein deglutamylation; proteolysis; protein side chain deglutamylation. Lineage: Eukaryota; Metazoa; Chordata; Mammalia; Chiroptera; Vespertilionidae. Bases 168 to 3749 code for a protein of 1193 amino acids.
UUCUAUGAAAACACCCGGUGGCGGGCGGCGAGGGAUCCGCCGUGCGUCCAGCGAGCAGCCGCCGGCCCUGCCUGCGCCGAGCCAGGUGGUGCGGCUCUGCCCACUCCCUGCCAGCUGCCCCUCCUAAGCCCACGAUUAUCUGCAAUGGUGAAAUGAAGUAACUCAAGAUGAGCAAGUUAAAAGUGGUAUCAGAUAAAAGCCUUACCAAUAACUCUCGGGUUGUCGGACUCCUCGCUCAGCUGGAGAAGAUCAGUACUGAACCUACAGAAUCAGAUACUGCCAGAUAUGUUACAUCAAAAAUUCUUCAUCUGGCUCAAAGUCAAGAAAAAAUAAGGAGAGAAAUGACAGCCAAAGGUUCUACAGGAAUGGAAGUUCUGCUCUCAACAUUAGAGAACACGAAAGAUCUUCAAACUACACUUAAUAUCUUAAGCAUUCUUGUUGAGCUGGUGUCAGCUGGUGGAGGUCGAAGAGCUAGUUUCUUAGUUGCCAAAGGUGGCUCACAAAUAUUGUUACAGUUACUUAUGAAUGCCAGCAAAGACUCUCCCCCAAAUGAGGAGUUAAUGGUGCAGAUUCAUUCUAUUCUUGCAAAGAUUGGACCAAAAGACAAAAAAUUUGGAGUGAAGGCUAGAAUUAAUGGAACUCUGAAUAUAACCCUGAACUUGGUCAAACAGAAUUUGCAGAAUCAUCGCCUGGUUUUGCCUUGUCUUCAGCUUUUACGAGUAUAUUCUGCAAACUCUGUGAAUUCAGUAUCCUUAGGGAAAAAUGGAGUUGUGGAACUGAUGUUUAAAACCAUCGGACCAUUUAGUAAGAAGAAUUCGGGUCUUAUGAAGGUUGCUUUAGACACUCUUGCUGCAUUGCUAAAAUCAAAAACAAAUGCCAGGAGAGCUGUAGACAGAGGAUAUGUCCAAGUCCUUUUAACAAUUUAUGUAGAUUGGCACCGCCAUGACAAUCGGCAUAGAAACAUGCUCAUUCGGAAAGGAAUUUUACAGAGUUUAAAAAGUGUUACAAAUAUCAAGUUGGGAAGAAAAGCAUUUAUUGAUGCCAAUGGGAUGAAGAUUCUCUAUAACACUUCACAAGAAUGUUUGGCAGUCAGGACCCUUGAUCCUCUUGUCAACAUCUCCAGUCUGAUAAUGAGGAAGUGUUUUCCUAAAAAUCGCCUGCCACUGCCAACGAUUAAAAGUUCUUUCCAAUUCCAAUUGCCAGUUAUUCCUAUGACUGGACCUGUGGCUCAGCUCUACAGUUUACCCCCCGAAGUGGAUGACGUAGUAGAUGAAAGUGAUGACAACGAUGAUAUUGAUUUAGAGGCUGAAAAUGAAACUGAAAAUGAAGAUGACCUAGAUCAAAAUUUUAAGAAUGAUGAUAUUGAAACAGAUAUUAACAAACUAAAACCCCAGCAAGAACCAGGACGAACGAUAGAAGAACUUAAAAUGUAUGAACACCUUUUCCCUGAGCUUGUUGAUGAUUUUCAGGACUAUGAUUUAAUCUCCAAAGAACCAAAGCCUUUAGUAUUUGAGGGAAAAGUACGUGGUCCAAUUGUUGUGCCUACAGCAGGAGAGGAAGCAGCUGGGAAUUCAGGCAAUUUCAGAAAAGGAGUUGUAAUGAAGGAGAAUGUGUCUCCCCUGGGAGAUGAAGGUGAUAAGAAACCUAGCUUUAUGGAUCUGGCAAAAGAAGAUAUUAAAGAUAAUGACAGAACAUUACAGCAACAGCUAGCUCCAGGUUUUACUGCAGGAAUGAAGAAGGACUACAGCCUCCCUCUUACCGUAGUUACAUGCUCUAAAGCAUGCCCACACGUGGCUGCUUGUGGAAGUGUUCUGUUUGAGGGGAGAACAGUUCAGCUGGGGAAGCUUUGCUGCACUGGAGUCGAAAUCGAGGAUGACGAAGAUACUGAGUCUGCUUCAUCAGUGGAACAAGUAUCAGUUGAAGUCUCUGAUGGACCAACACUCCAUGACUCAGACCUCUACAUUGAGAUUGUGAAAAAUACGAAGUCUGUCCCAGAAUAUUCAGAGGUGGCUUAUCCUGAUUAUUUUGGUCACAUUCCGCCUCCGUUCAAAGAGCCGAUUUUAGAAAGGCCUUAUGGUGUACAAAGGACAAAAAUUGCCCAAGAUAUUGAGAGGCUAAUACAUCAGAGUGAUAUCAUAGAUCGAGUGGUGUAUGACUUAGAUAACCCAAAUUACAUCGCUCCAGAAGAAGGAGAUAUUUUGAAGUUUAACUCCAAAUUUGAAUCUGGGAAUCUGCGCAAAGUAAUUCAAAUUCGAAAAAAUGAAUAUGAUCUUAUUCUGAACUCGGAUAUAAAUAGUAACCAUUAUCAUCAGUGGUUUUACUUUGAAGUCAGUGGAAUGCGGCCAGGUGUUGCUUACAGGUUUAACAUCAUUAACUGUGAAAAGUCCAACAGUCAGUUUAAUUAUGGUAUGCAACCACUCAUGUAUUCAGUUCAGGAAGCGUUAAAUGCCAGACCAUGGUGGACUCGUGUGGGGACGGACAUUUGUUACUAUAAAAAUCACUUCUCAAGAAGUUCAGUUGCUGCAGGUGGGCAAAAGGGAAAAUCCUACUAUACAAUGACAUUCACUGUCAAUUUCCCACACAAAGAUGAUGUUUGCUACUUUGCUUAUCACUAUCCAUAUACGUACUCAACUUUACAGAUGCAUCUUCAAAAAUUGGAAUCAGCGCACAACCCUCAGCAAAUCUAUUUUCGAAGAGAUGUGUUAUGUGAAACCCUGUCUGGAAACAGCUGUCCCCUGGUGACUAUAACAGCAAUGCCAGAGUCUAAUUAUUAUGAACAUAUCUGUCAAUUCAGAAAUCGCCCUUACGUUUUCUUAUCUGCUCGGGUACAUCCUGGAGAAACUAAUGCAAGUUGGGUAAUGAAAGGAACAUUGGAGUAUCUCAUGAGUAAUAGCCCUACUGCUCAGAGCUUACGAGAAUGCUAUAUUUUUAAAAUUGUCCCUAUGCUAAAUCCAGAUGGUGUCAUCAAUGGAAAUCACCGCUGUUCUUUAAGUGGAGAGGAUUUGAACAGACAGUGGCAGAGUCCAAAUCCCGAUUUGCAUCCUACAAUUUACCAUGCGAAGGGGCUGCUGCAGUACCUGGCUGCAGUAAAGCGCCUACCACUGGUUUAUUGUGAUUAUCAUGGCCACUCCCGAAAGAAGAAUGUAUUUAUGUAUGGCUGCAGCAUCAAGGAGACAGUGUGGCAUACCAAUAAUAAUGCAAGUUCCUGUGAUGUCGUGGAAGAUGUGGGAUACAGGACUUUGCCUAAGAUACUGAGCCAUAUUGCCCCAGCAUUUUGCAUGAGUAGCUGUAGCUUCGUAGUGGAAAAAUCUAAAGAAUCCACAGCACGUGUUGUGGUUUGGAGGGAGAUAGGAGUACAAAGAAGCUAUACCAUGGAGAGUACUUUGUGUGGCUGUGAUCAGGGAAAAUAUAAGGGCUUGCAGAUUGGUACUCGAGAAUUGGAAGAGAUGGGAGCAAAAUUUUGUGUUGGUCUAUUGCGUUUAAAAAGACUGACAUCCCCAUUGGAAUAUAGUCUGCCUUCUAGCCUGCUUGACUUUGAAAAUGACUUGAUUGAAUCAAGCUGCAAAGUAACUAGCCCUACCACUUAUGUUUUGGAUGAAGAUGAACCUCGAUUCCUCGAAGAAGUUGAUUACAGUGCCGAGAGUAACGAUGAGUUAGAUAUUGAAUUAGCUGAAAGUGCAGAUUAUGAAACUUCUACUCAAGAAGAAGUAUUUUCUGACUCUGAUUCAUCCAGAACAUUCCUACCGUGAGCCCUCUGCCGUCUCUUGUAAAUGCAAAGAAGAAAUGAACUAUCUUGAUUUUUAUUACAUGUGAAGUUUGGAAGAAAUGAGUUUAUAGAGAGCUGACUCGUAAAGAUAAAAAGAAACUUGGGCCUGUUUGGUUUCAAGACAAUAAAUAUGUUAUUAAUUCAUGAUAAAAUUGGCACUUGUUUUAUUUUAGCUAUUCAAUGCACUUUAUAUAGCAUUGAAUCAUCAAGUAUUGGAUUUAUGUUUUUAAAGGAAAACCUGAGUAUCAUUGCAUGAAUUUUUAUUUCCUUAUGGUGAUAUCCUGCAUCAGAUGGAUAAUUCUGAAGUGUGUGAGAACAUAAAAUCUAAAUUCUAGAGUUGUUGAGAAUCCUGAGCUUUUGAGAACUAAUAUAUAUGUACAUGGAUGUCUAUAGAUGUGUCUGUGUAGGGAGGGUGGGUAGAUAUUGAAGAUAAGACUGUUCUUCUGAAUCAUGUUAACUGUUGAGCUGUGAUUGAAUAAUCCAGAGUUUGCCUUGAAACCAUUACAUUCUACAUUUACCAAA